Molecule: messenger RNA, 1786 nt
Organism: Tribolium castaneum (red flour beetle)
Lineage: Eukaryota; Metazoa; Arthropoda; Insecta; Coleoptera; Tenebrionidae
Exons: 5
Coding region: 70-855 (261 amino acids)
Biological process (GO): regulation of cell differentiation
Cellular component (GO): membrane
Source: RefSeq, a predicted model, not a curated record
GGUGGUGGUUUCAUUGAUAAAUUAGCGAAAAGUGCAUUGAGAGGGGCGGCAGCGGCGGCGUCGCGACGCAUGUCUGGGUGUGAUCCUGUCUGUACCAAACGACAGUGUUCAUCAGUGCUCAAUAUGUUUACGUUGUGUAUGUCCCGAGGGCAUCCUCCCUUACAAAACGCACAACAGGAAAACAACGUUGCCAACAAGCAAGUCAAAGGCGGAUACCUCCUCCGAUAUAAACGAGGGUUAUUUUGUAACAGCUGGUGUGAAGAGUGGUUCGUGUUGUACGAAGACUCAACUUUGGCUUGGUUUAAAGACAAGGGCUUGAACCGCCCAAAGGGUCACCUACGUAUUAGCGAAUGCCCGGACUUACUAGCCGUGGGCGAAUGGACACGUCAAGUGCCCAAAAGACCCCGAUUCCCGCGAAACUACCACGUAGGACAAGUCCUAGCCGUUGGCACAAGGAUACCCCAGGACGUGCACUGGCUUAUGGCACAGUCGGCAGCCGAAGCCAACGACUGGAUGACCGCAAUUAGCAAUACUUUGCCGCCUCCUCCAAACUUGCCCCCAGCCAAGAGCAAGAGUUUCACGUUCCAGAAGAAAAGCAACAAUUGUUACAAAUGCAAUUCUCUGAAGAACGAGGCUGAUUACACGCUGAUUUCGGGAGUGGCCAUCGACUGGGGCCACGGCUGGGGCUGGGGGCAGACGGCCUGGGCUGCCCACACUGCCUGUGUCUCUGAGACGGCGACUGCACUGGAGGCUGCCGUGAAUUCGGCGCUCCAUUGCCAUGCCUUGGGGGAUUAUGGCGUUGGAAGUGGAAUGGACGAGCUCGACUGUAGUGCAUUUGGGGACUUUAUUUUCUAAGCAGGAAUCAAAAAUUUGUACCUACUUUUCAGUCAAAACGUAACAAUUCUAAACUAGGGUACUUAUUACGCGGCGAAACGCUCAAUAUUUCAUAGAAAACUGACCUGAAUUACUCAUUUCAUGAUUUACUUCCGUCCAGACAAAAUUUAUUUGCGUCGUAAUUAUGAAUUCGUACCCCGACUAUUUCUAAACAUGUAACUGUCAUUCCUUCACACGAGCAAUAAACUCUCGCUAGGACAUUCUAAAAUAAUCCGAAGGUUUCCAUUAUUCAUGAAAUAAGUGUAAUGGUGACCGUCAUAUCCAUAACUCUCUGAAUGUACGUUAGAUUACACAAAAACUCCAUGAUUAAAGGUGCUCUAACCGUAAGAUUUGCUUAUAGUUGUUGUUAGAAUUGUAAAUGUUUUGUAGAUAUACAUGAAUGUAUAAGGAUAUUUUUGUUAGAUUAGUACUGGAAACUUAGACUGAUGUAACUAUACCAGAAAUAUUUAUACAUGUGUUGCGUCUGCUAGGGACGUUCGUAUAAAUCCAGACUGCCGGUCUAAAAAUUAAAUGUCUUAGCAUUGAAACGCACAUAGUUAAAGACUGAGUGCGAGAGAAUUAAAUGUUCUAAUAAGUAUUUAAAAUGUAAGCCAAACUCCAACCCUGCUAGCUAGAGGGAGUAAAUGAGAGCAUAAUACAUUCAUCAAGUGGUCAAAAUUUUGUACUUUAGGAUAAUUGGGACCAAACAACGUUGUUUAUUUCUUCUCUCAAAUCUCUUUGUGUUUCUAAACAGUGAAUUAAUUACUUCGACAAUCCACGUGCAUUCAAAUGUUCUCAUUAUCGAUGUCAAUACAUGUGUGUAAAAUGCAAGUGUGUAAUCAUUAUUGUGAUAUCUGUAUAAGUAGCUAUUCCUAAUUUAAUAAAUAAUAAACAGGUAAUUAAUUCUUCCACA